AUGGCCACCCCGGGUGCUAUGAAGCGUCUCACACGCGAAUACAAGUCUCUUCAGGAGUCGCCACCACCGUACAUCAUUGCACAUCCUUCGGAAAGCAACAUACUUGAAUGGCACUACAUCCUGACAGGUCCUCCCGACACGCCAUACGAAGGUGGCCAAUAUUGGGGCACGCUCGUUUUCCCAUCUAACUACCCCUUUGCGCCGCCAGCCAUCCGCAUGCACACGCCUAGUGGAAGAUUCCAACCUUCAACACGGCUCUGCCUUAGCAUCAGCGAUUUUCACCCCAAAUCCUUCAAUCCAGCUUGGGGCGUGUCGACCAUACUUAAUGGUGUCCUCAGCUUCAUGACGAGCGAGGAGAUCACGACGGGCAGCAUACGCGCGUCGGAUGCAGAGCGCAGAGUCUUUGCUGCGAAGUCGCGGUGGUGGAAUAGCACGGGCGGUGGUACGUCCAGUCGCACCGUGCCUGGCAUCCAGAGUCGGGGAGCAGGAGCUAUCAAGGCUGGCGAUGGUGGCAUGCGCUUUCGCAAGGAAUGGCCGGAAAUCGACAGGGAGAACUGGGAGUACCUAAGGCAGCGCCGAAUCGACCCAGCUACGGGUAAUGUUGUGCCAGAGUCAUCGCUCAACUCGUGCACUCCAGCUGCAGAUGCCCUAAGAAGGCGAGCGACGGUGGGCAGCUCGGGCGCAGGUGCUGUCGUCGAGGGAGCACAGGUGGCAAGGGAGGUAGGCCAAAGCUGGAUCGGCCGCAACAAGUGGUACAUUGGACUGACCCUUUUUUUUGUGUACAUCAUGAUGGCGCGGGUACUCGGCGAAGGAAACGCGGGCACUACCACCACCACCACCACCACCACCACCGCCGCCCAGUAA
Molecule: messenger RNA, 864 nt
Organism: Verruconis gallopava
Lineage: Eukaryota; Fungi; Ascomycota; Dothideomycetes; Venturiales; Sympoventuriaceae
Exons: 1
Coding region: 1-864 (287 amino acids)
Source: RefSeq, a predicted model, not a curated record